This is a messenger RNA of Lingula anatina, 1528 nucleotides long. RefSeq names its product acidic fibroblast growth factor intracellular-binding protein. Lineage: Eukaryota; Metazoa; Brachiopoda; Lingulata; Lingulida; Lingulidae. Gene Ontology annotation, cellular component: nucleus. The record is from RefSeq and is a predicted model, not a curated record.
AUGUCUGGGUAUUAUGAAUUUGAUCCUGAAGUGGUCAGAGAGUUCCUUGGAAAGAAGUUGUCAUCGAGAAACAGAAAGGAUCUCGAUGAUAUCAGUGAAAAGACACGGGUGUCUCUGAAAAGCUGCAGGAGACAGUUUGACAAUGUUAAGCAUGUGUUUAAAACGGUGGAAGACAUGAUGGGGUCCCUAGUGGAAAACAUUAGGACACUGUUUCUUAUAUCAGAAGAGUUGGCAAAAAAAUAUGCUGCAAUAGUGUUUAUCGCUAAUAACAGGUUUGAGACGGGGAAGAAGAAACUCCAUUAUUUGACCUUCGAAGACUUUGCUUUCUGUGCUGACCAAAUGAUGUCGCACUGGACGUCAAGGGCUAGAGGGGUGAAGACACUGACCAGUGAGGACAUUGAUACAGACCUGGACCGAGAUUUUCUUCAGGCUCUCAGAGAUGUCAAAGAACUGUCAGAUUAUGUGGAAGAUCAUAAAAGCUUAGUGUUGCGCACACUUACAGGACUGAGUGACAGAGCUUUUACAGACAUUGAGCAAAAUUUUAAGAAUAUUUCGAAAGUAAUAGUUGGUAUAGGGAGUGGACUAAGCCAUAGUAAAGAAUCCAGGGAUUUAUUUUUGGAUUUAGUAGAAAAGUUUAUAGAGCCCUGUCGGCAAGCUAUGUGGACCAAAGAUGAUGUAGAGGCUUUCCUUAAUGCCUACCUAGACACCAGUCACAUGGUAGAGCACUUUAGGUCUAAUCCUCAAAUGGCAAAGGUCUGGGACCGGUACAUGGUCAUGAUCACGGCCUGCAUUGUUCAGAUGUACCACAAGUGACAUGGUGGGCUGUAGUCAAGGCAAUGACACAAAACAGACGGCUGUAGUCAUGGCAACAGAUGAUAAGCAACCUGUUCAGAACUGAGACAGCAUAUGCUGCAGUUUGGGCAGCUGAGGUCAAACCUUGGCUGUAGUCAUGGCAACAAGGAUAAGCAACAGUUCAGAACUGAGACAGAGCACAUGCUGUAGUCCGUGCAAUGACACUGGUCAAAUCUCGACUAUUCUCAUGGUAACAGAAGAUAUAAUACCUGCUCAGAACUGAGACAGAGCAAAUGCUGUUAUCAGGGAAGUGGCAGGGGGGAGGUAUUGUUAACAUCUAUGACAGAGGAUAAGUAACAGUUUACAACUAAGAAAGGUAUGAGCUCCAGUUAGUAAUGCAGCUAGGAUAACUGAAAGAAAUGAAAGUAAGGUCAGCUAAAUAAAUGUGUGGCAGGAAGGACAACUGAAGGAAUUGAACUGCAUUAAGGCCAAUAUUGGGGAAAAAUGCAGUUGUGACAAACGAAGAAAUAACAGUAAGGACAACAAAAAAGAAUCGUAGCGAUAACAAUUGAAAAUUCAUUAUUGGAACGCCGCGUGAUGCUGUACCCUCACAAUAUAUUUUAACGUAAAACAAAUGCACGGUGCAGAGAAAAUAACCGAUACCUAUGAUGUGUAUGGAAUUUCAGAGUUGACACAGAUGUCAGCACUGUAUGCCAUUUCAAGAAGUUUUGAUAAC